This is a messenger RNA of Labrus mixtus (cuckoo wrasse), 4856 nucleotides long. RefSeq names its product RIPOR family member 3 (gene ripor3). The transcript has 27 exons. Lineage: Eukaryota; Metazoa; Chordata; Actinopteri; Labriformes; Labridae. Bases 882 to 3950 code for a protein of 1022 amino acids. The record is from RefSeq and is a predicted model, not a curated record.
GGAGGAGACAGAGCUCUAAAACAAAGUUAGAGUCAGAGGCAUUUGCAGCAGAUCUGAGCUCAGUUAGUCUCUGACAUUUGGUGAAACUUUGUUGAGCUGCAGGCUGGAUGAUAUCAGGAGCGAGCAGGCAGCAGCCAAACCCAACGACACACACACACACUGAUACAGAGAGCUGCCCGGCUGUGUUGGAUAUGACUCGCCCGCUGAGGCAGUGUGCCGUGGUGGACUCUCAGUGACAGUUGGGAUUAAACCGGUUUCCGUCCAGUCAGCAUGUGUUCGUCUCCCCUCUCGAGGAGCCCUGCAGCUCCUCGCCUGCUCUCCGCUGAUAGGAGAGGAACCUCUCCUCUGUGAGAGACAAACAUGCUGAACGUAUACCACGACCUGAUAACUGACCUGAGACCUGUUACAGGGAGCAGGUCGCUGAAGAUACAGACCAAACAGCACACCUUUAAUACCAACAUUUAGUUAGUUUGUGUCCUCGUUAUAGCGUCCAGGAAGCUGCAGUCAUUAUAGUUCAAGUCACCAAAGAACCCGGGCACAGAUUCACCAGCUGGUCUCACCUUACUGGACUCAGAUCCACCUGCUGGUCUCACCUAACCGGACUCAGGUUCACUUGCUGGUCUCGCCUAACCGGACUCAGAUCCACCAGCUGGUCUCACCUAACCGGACUCAGAUCCGCCUGCUGGUCUCACCUAACCGGACUCAGAUCCACCAGCUGGUCUCACCUAACCGGACUCAGAUCCGCCACCGCCAGCCUCGACGAGAGCCCCCUAGUGGAGGGAUCUACAUACUUGCGUUUCAUGAAGAUGGAGUGACACCCCCAGGAUCUGCUGACGCCUCAGAGAUCGGAUGUCUCCAUCGGACAAAACCAAAUACCAAAGAUGUCGGUGAAGCUGCAGUUCGACUCUCCGUCCGACGGAGGUUUGAUUCACAGGAGUCGCUCCUUCACCGGGUUCAGCUCGCUGACUGGACGACGCCGGGGGUCGUCGUCCGUCCGCAGCUCCGUCCGCUCCAAGUCCAUCACUGGAGCUAAAUCUCCCAGAAUGCACUUGUCUCCCAGCAGAGGAGGCGGGGCUAUCUGGUCUAUGCAGCCGGAUCAGGUGGACAAAGUGUUCCAGGCGCUACGCAAAGGACUCAAGGAGUUUCUGGAGGGUCACCAGGCUGAGAUGGACUUCCUGUCGUCACAGCAGAGAGAGACCAAGAGAAACUCCAGACUGGCCUUUCUCUACGAUCUGGAGAAGGAGAUAAGAGCGUUAGAGAGAUACAUACGGAGACUAGAGUUCCAAAUCAGUAAGGUGGAGGAGCUGUAUGAGACGUACUGCAUCCAGUGGCGUUUGUGUCAGGGAGCUGUGAACAUGAAGAGAGCGUUCUCUUUGUCCCCGUCCAGCCGAGCGUCCAGAGACAGCCUACUGGAGCUCAACCGCAACCACAGACACAGCCUGCAGGACAUGUCAGCCAUGGAGGGAGAGUUAGAGAUCCUCCUCGGAGAGCUGCACAUCAAAAUGAAGGGUCUGAUCGGCUUCGCUCGGCUCUGCCCCGGAGACCAAUACGAGGUUGUAGUGCGGUUGGGUCGUCAGCGAUGGAGGAUCAGAGGAAGGAUCCAAUCAGACGACACGCAGUCGUGGGACGAGGAGGAGAUGGUCUUCCUCCCGCACUUACACCAAAACUUUGAGAUAAAGGUAUCGGAGGCAAAGGGUUUGGGUUGGCUGCUGGUCGGCAUGGUGACGUGUGCGAGCGCUGACUUCUUCGUGGCGAGGCCUCAGCUGAUGUUGGUGGACAUCACGGAGCUGGGAACCAUCAAACUGCAGCUGGAGGUCACCUGGAACCCCUUCGACAGCUCUGAGAAGAUAAGGCCGCUCUCCAUCAGCAGACAGUCUGUGUCCAGCAGGAAGAGUUCCGUUUACAGCUGGACGGCCCCGAGCACGCCGUCCUUCUCCGAGAAAUACUUCAUAUCGAUGGUUCGAGAGCUGAAGGAUGGAGAUGGCUCGCUCCCGUCUCUGCUGCCAAACAGUCGACACAACAGAGGGGGCGUGUCCCUGAUCAGCUACCUGUCCAACCCCUCACACACCUCCAUGACACCCAACCACAGCCCUCAGAGCCCCUACAUGCUCAGUCUGACGCGGGCUCACAGCUUCCCCUCCAGUCACAGUCAGUGCACCAGUCUGGGGGGGAGUCAGACUCACCUGUCCCUGGAGGAGGAGGAGGGGUCUAUGGAGGCGUCUGUGGAGGAGGAAGAGGAGGAGGAGAGGAGGAGAAGGAGAGAGGAGAAGGACGGAGAGGAGGAGUGGAGUGUGUUAGAUACUCUGUCUUCACCUGCAGAGAGUAAAACAGGAUCUCUGCUCGCCCUCCACAUGUCGAGCACUCCCGACAUCCUCAGAAAGAACACGACUGAACCAGAAGCAGAAACCCGCAGCGCAGCGCUGAGAGCUGACUCCGUCUGUGUUCAGGACUCUCCAGAGUGUCAGUCCUACUCCGUCCCUGUCUCGCCCUCACCUCCAGCUGUGAUCCCUCCCUCACCCACCACAGAUGCUCCGCCCCCUGGGAGGCCAGGACCCAGCGCGGCCCAGCGUAGGGCACAGUCACUCAGACUGGGAGCCCUGAUCUCAGAGCUGGAGAGAACUUUACAGAACCAGAAGAGCUCAGAGAAAGAGAUGAGAGCGCUCGACCACCAGAUACUUCAUCUGGCUACCAUACUGAAGAACAACCUGUCCCUGCUGAAGAGUUCGUCGUCAGAGGAAACGCUCGCCGUGGAGGAAGUCCUGGGCAGCUUUGACUUCCUGUCCCAUGACUUCAACGCUGAUGAUGACACUUCCUGUUUGGGCAGCCUGAGGCUUAAAGACAGCGGCAUCAGCUCCUUCCAGCAGAGCACUCUGAGGAGUCUGGGCCUCCUCUCCACCAGGAGCCAAUCAGCUUCAGAGGAGGAGCUGGCCUUUGCCCCACUGACUUCUGGGAACUGGGGUCUUGACCAGGCUCUGGAGACUCACCUGGAUAUCUGCUGCAUCCUGCUCCAGAUGUUGAGAGCGACGGACUUCCCUCCGUCCAGACGGGAGUUGCUGGAGGAGACGAGCCUGCAGGCUGAAGUCCUGGACCGAGUGAGCGGUCUGCUUCUGGAGAGGAACGACAACAUCUCUGCUAAAGACAUCCUGCCGAAGCCUCAGAGAACGAGGGACGUGCUGCUGUUCUGGGACGAGUGUGUGAACGACAGCAGCUCUCCUUUCUGCUGCAGCUCGGACACGUUCUGCAGGACGCUGAGGAAACGUUACACACACAAGGUGAAGGCCAAGCAGCCCGGGCAGUCAGAGAAAGUGUUCUCUCAGCUCCGGCAGCAGCUGCAGACGGUCUGUCGGACGGUUCCCGCUCCUCGUCCUUUCUGCAGCCCCGACAGAGUCUCUCUCUUCCAGCUGUCCGUUUAUCUGAAACGCUGGAACAUCACGGGGCUCGGAGAUCACAUCUCUCGUCUCUCCAGAGAAGAGUACUUCCUGUCUGCCCUGAGGGGCCCCAAACGGAGACGGGCUUUAAAUAAAAUAAAGGGGCGGGGUAUCUCAGAGCUCCUCCCUCUUGGAUGCACGCUGCAGACUCUAGCCGCCCUGCAGAUCGACUCCAACCACAAAGUGUGUAAAGCUGCUGCUGGGUGUCUGUGCAGAGCUGCAGGCUGCAAGACCUUCAGGAGCAAGGCUGUCGUUUUUUACACAGAGAGUCUGAAGAGCUCCGACGUUGAGAUCCAACACGGAUCCUGUCUGGCUCUGAAAUGCCUCAGGGCCUCAGAGAGCGUGGACCACAUCGCAGAUCUGUGGCGAUCAGAGGAUGAAGAUCUUCGCAGCGCUGCCAAAGAGACCGUCCUCUCCUUCGGUAAGAAGGGUUACCUGGCCUUCCACAGGAUGGACCAGCUGUCCUGUGAGCUGGAGGAGGAGGCGUAUCAGAACCAGGAGACUGAGAUCACGUUCCUCUAGGACGAAACGCUCUAGUCCUCUAGGACCUUUGAACUGGCAGAACCAGAGCGACAGGAUCCUCAGAGUCUGGACCAGAGACUCACCACGAACACAUUUUGUGUCUCAGACGGAUGAAGAAGAAGACGAAGAAGAAGAAGAAGAAGAAGAAGAACUUUGUAUUUCAAGAACAGAAGCCAAAGACACGAGAGAAGAUAUAGAGAUAAAGAUGGAGACUCUUACUCUCUCUGGAUCUCUCUCUUCCUGCACGAUUUGAUCUCAGCGUUUAGAUCAUCAGACCAAAGUACUUAAUUAUAGGAUGCAAAUGACAAUAACAAAGAUAACUGAUGAUAUUAAAGGAACAUCAGACGAGAAAAUAUUUGAGUUAUUUUACCUGCAAAGAUUUAAGGUCCCCUGAAACCCACCUUUCAUCACUGAGACUUGUGCAGGUGCUGCCCCCUGCUGGCUGUCUGGGUGAACUGCAGCUCGUGAAGGUUCCUGACCUGAGGAUGCUUUCCCUGACUCCGCUGUGGUCAAACUGACCUCUGACCUCUGUGACUGAGUAUUUAAGGAAUGUUUUUGAGGUUUUUUUUAAACGGCGUGGGAAGAUCGAGCAGAGGACGUUAAAUUUGAGCUUUUUCUUUAAUCCUCAGCGAGCGAGCACGGGAAAGUUCAACAUAAGGAAAGUGAGCAGCACGUUAAGGAAGGUUUUUGACUUUUGAGAGAUGAACCAGCACGUUAUCCAAUCAUAUCAUUACUCUCUCACUACAUAGACUGACGCGUGGGGUCAGAUACUCAGCCUUCAGUCUUCAAUCAAUCAGCGUGCAAAUUGAUCAGAAAGCAGGAGAAUAGACGAGGCAGGACGUCACUGAGAGGAUCUCGACUAAAACAUUAUUAAAAUUAAUCCAGAGGGUCUUCACAGAAGUCUGC